This is a messenger RNA of Hippocampus comes (tiger tail seahorse), 6105 nucleotides long. Its product is annotated as trichohyalin. The record is from RefSeq and is a predicted model, not a curated record. The transcript is spliced from 27 exons. Lineage: Eukaryota; Metazoa; Chordata; Actinopteri; Syngnathiformes; Syngnathidae. The coding region runs from base 2219 to 5515 and encodes 1098 amino acids.
AUCACAGAAAAGAGGCCUUAUUUUAUUAUAACAAAAAAUAAACAAGCUACUGACACAAACAUUGGACAAUGUUCCCUCCUUUGAUCACGUUUCCUUCACUGACUUAAAGCAACAUAGCGAUGACAUUUAAUUGUACGGUCGAUCUUUGACUCACAUCAGCGCUGUCUGUUCAAGACAGAGGAGGUUUACACUCACAUCAGUGCUGUCUGUUCAAGACAGAGUAAGUUUAUUUAUGGCCUGUGGGACAGUAUUUUAUGCAGCACAACAUGCCUUUUUUGGGGGGUAAACACGUAAAGCAUCAAAUGCACUUUUAUCACCAGUUCCCAAAAGCAUGUAACCCACACUGUAAUCAGCCAGUGACCAUUGCUGGGUUUACCCCACCUCUGUUGCUCUCUCUCUCAGCUGGGAUAGGCUCCAGUUAGCCCAUGACUCUAGUGAGGGUGUGUGGCAUAGAAAAUGGAAGGAGGUGUAACCCACACAUUAUAAAUAUGUGUCAUAAUCUGCUUUGUGUUUAACAUCAAUUUAGUGUGAUGUUCAGAGGACUUAAAUGGGCCUUGAUAGUCUCAAAGUCCAAAUAUCUGUUUGAAUGGAUCACAACCAUCGCAGCAGUUCAAAUUUUCAUGUCAUUAUUUUCUUUCAUAAUAACUCAUUUGGCAGUUGAUAAUUGCACAAAGAGAAAGUAUGGCCCGUUUCCUUUGCUCAGGUUGAGGCACAUUGACAACUUUUGCUUUUCAAGUCAAAAAUGUAUUUCAAGUACGUGCUGCAUUUUGAAUGAUAAUUGAAUGACAUUUCAUCAGUGCAAUUCCGAAAACGAUAAUAGAUUGUGACCUUGGCUGUACAGGACCAGAUAUCUGUAGCAAUAACACACAAAACUCGGUUUUCAGUCUUGAGCAGAAAGGGAAAAACAACCAAAGUGUAUCCGUAGAGCUGUGCUGUAGAUUCAACGUUUUCAUUUGCCUUCCCUUUCUUGAGAGGGUUCUAAUGUUUCUCUUUCAGCAUUUCUCACCUGACUCUUGGUGGGAUUUCAGCUUUAAUUUUUGGAAUGCGUUUACGCCUGACCUUCUCAUGGGUGCCAUUAUUCUAAUGUUUGCAUAUUUAUACACUUUGUAUAAUGUGGCAUAUACAGUUUGGUGCGCUCGGAUGGCACUCAUUUUCUUCCAAUUUGAAGCUCCUGCUCGGUUCCGAGGCAGAAGUAAAGUGUGUGGAAGACGGAAAUGUGUUUUUCCUUGCCUUGUCCAAACUAAAACCAACUGAACCAACUGGAACUGUGACCUGUGGUUUGCUGAGAAAAAGGCUGCUGAUCUUACUAAUCGGUGUAAAAGUGAAAUUCAAUGCAACGUAACGGCAGUCUGGUAGAAAUAUCGAAGGUUUGCUGACAUGCCUUGACUUCUCUUCCUUUCCUAAUACGCGUACUGUAGGUGUAUUCAGAUGUAAAUCACAAGUUACAAGUUGUUGUUUUUACAGAAAUUCUGUAUUUUUUCCCCCUCACUUUAUAACAUUGUCUUAUAACAACCAAGGCACAAGAAUAAAAACAAAGUUGUUGACACUGGCUAUGUUUUUUUUUUUGUCUCAGUCGUAGAAACGAAUUACAUUUGACAUCAUGUGGACGAUUGCAAGCUUGCCUCUGCCCGGAAUAUUGAAUCGUAUACUAGGGGGAAUUAGGGCACCAUUGGUCUCGAUAAAGUAGCUACAUGCUAAGUGAGAUCCUAAAUUAGAGAAAAGAUGACUCGAGGCCUUCCAUGAAAUGGGUUUCAGAUAUUGACAAUGCUUUUACUUUUACUAAUAAUGUAUUACAUAAUAAACAAUUUGUUGUAUAUGUUCAUAUACAGUGUUAAUGCGCUGUCUACUUUGUGUUCUCCCAGCAUAUUAGCUUGUCGACGCUCCUUUCUGGUGUUUGCUAGCUAAACUUUGACUAGGUUGCCGCGCGGUUUCCAUGGCAACCCACCGUGUACUCGCGACCCACCGCAGCCGCUGAAAAGAUAUUGUGCUUCUUCUCCAACGUAAGAUUCAGCCGACAAGCUUUCUCUCCGUUUGUCUAACUUUUGUCGAGCUCCGGAAAGAGUAAGCUCAAGUUAUUCAGUCUGCGUGUGGAGUGCCUGUGGCGUGACUUGUAGCCUAUAGCAGCUCUUGAAGCCACACCGCUUUGGUUUCCACGGCAUCCAAGCAACAUCGUGACCCAGCAGCCUUACUGGUGUUCCAUUUGUAUACCCAGUACAACAUGGAGCAACUCAGCCAUUACACAGGGGACGAGAAUGAAUUUCACUCAGACCAACACGACAGCAGCAGCGGGUUUGAACCAGCUCGACCUCCUCUCAGUGCGGACCCCUGUGACUUUCUGCUGGAUGCCAUUGACGCUCAGCUGGGGAAUCUGCAAGUCAAGAAUCGGCAACUUGACCGCAUCGAUUCAGCCCCAUUUAGGUUGAGUCAGUCUCCCAGCAAAGAUACCGGUCUUGGCAGCACAGUAUCCCAGACAAAUGACACCCCCAUGUCUUGUCUGGAUCUGCAAGUCACUCCAGCAGUUGAACAAACAGCAGACAGCACAAGCUCCGUGGCUCCCGCAACACAUGAGGUGGCCACGUGGGAACUCGACGUACGGACAAGCAGCAAAGUGCAGAUGGAGAGUCACAAGGAACAGGUCAUGUGGAGACUAGAGAGACUUCUUGGAGACACCUGUAAGCAAGGGACAAUGUCAAGUGACCCUCAUCCGCCUUCAGAAAGUAUUUGCACUGAAGACUUUGUGAGGUGCUUUCGAGAGGAGAUGGUUGAACUGGCAUUGCCAGAGGGGAGCCUUGAAGAGCUCGACAAACAGGAGGAGGUUGAAAGGACUUUGAUGACAUCUGGCGGAGACCCUUCCCUGAGUCGCCAAAACAUUCAAAAUGGUGUCAGAAGUGAAGCAGCUACAAAUGUGAAAAGUAGUAAACACGAGCCAGAACAAAGUGAGGAACUUGAAAGAUGUCCUUCUGAAACAUCUGGAGUUCAGACUUCACAUGUUGUCUUCUACAGCACAGAGGUGGAAAAAGAACAUCAGAACCCAAAGCACAUUUUUUCUCCAAAGGCCAGGUGCCUAGCAGGAAUACCUGUGUGGAAUUUUGACACGGUGUCCGUGGACAGUGACCUUGAUUCGGUCUGUACAGAUCAGGUCAGGCAGCACCUAUGCAGACGGGCUGUUCAAAAACCCACAGGAGCUGUGCAAAACAAAAGUACUCGCUGUAAAGCACGGCAAAAGUGCAGGCCGAUGAAAUCUUUGGAGGAUGAUGACAAGGACACCGAUGAGGAAUCAAAUGCACACUGGAGCAGGCGGUCCAAGCUUGAGAAGGCGUCAGAGAAGAUGCACUCAGCUUGGGAGAAGAUGAGCGAGCGCCUCUCCUCUCUCAGACAAAGAUGUGAGAAAGUGGAGGAGACUCUUCGCAUGAAAAAGUCUCAUUUAACCGAGGUGGAGCUCUCCCUUUCUGAGCUGCAAUUGAGAAGAAAGCGUGCCUUUCAUGAUCUAGAGCGACUCAGUGCAGAGACCGGGCACCUAGAGACAGAGAAGAGGCAAUUAGAGGUUGUGCUAAAGGAUUGUAAGGCAGAGAUAAACUCAUUAAGUUGCCAGCUGCAGAAACUUCAGAGGCAAAAAGAGUCCCACCUCCGCGAAGUCCGAAAUUUGCAAGAAGAGCUAAAGAAGAGAGAACAACUCAAGCAGCUGUCCUGCGUGGAGACCAACAGAGCGACGUCGGAGCUGGAGAGACAGUUGGGUUGUGCCAAAGCUGAACUAUUCUCUGAGCGACGGCGGGCAAGAGAGAAUCAGGAAUCCAUGCAACAAAUGCUGGAGGAAACUUGCGAGGAACUCCUGAGGGCCUCUGAGGCAGAGACUUCCCUGAGGAAUAGAUGCUCUUCUCUAGAAGAGACGCAGAAGCAGAAAAAGGAGGAGAUAGAGAAUCUAGAGUGUCAGGCACAGGAGCUACAAGGAAAGCUUGGAAUAUGCACAGCCAAGGUGGACACCCUGGAAAAACUGUUGGGCCAGAAGGAGCAACAACUGCAAGAUCUACAGGAGCAGCAGGGAGGCUUGCAAACAGAAAGAGAGCGACUGAAGGGAGAGCUGGAGUUCCUAAAAAGUCAACAGCAGAGUGCUCUUCAAGAAGCCAGAGGACACGCCCAUACCAUGAUGGAGGCGGCGCUGAAGCAGCAGAGGAAAGAUUUAGUCUCGAUUCAUGAGCAGCAAAUACAAGAGCUCAAGAAAGAUGAAGCAAAGGCACUGAAGAAUUCACUGGAGCACCAGAAGGAGGAGUCGAGGAAACGUGAAGAAGAGCUGCGGGCGCAAACAUUACAGACGGUGCACAAAGCCAUAGAUGAGGAGAGGAGGAAGUGGGAGGCGGACAAAAUUGCAGCCGUACACUUCCACCGUGGUUUACUGGAAGAGCAGAACAGGAGGAACCUGGAAACGGCUCGGAGCGAGCUACAUCGAGAGAAAGCCAAUGCGCUUACGCUUCAGCGUCGAGUGGCGGAGCUGCAAAGCCGCGUGCAGGAGCUGGAGGCCGAGCGCUGCGUGCAGCAGCGAGAGCAGGAGUCUCUGCUCUCGGCCAUUUGCAAGUCACUAAAGCAGGAGCGGCAGGACGAGCUGGACAAAUUGCAGAAACACAUGUUGCAGGAAAGUGGCAAGACCGAGCUGAAGCUUGAGCAGGCUGUGCGGAAGGCCGAGGCAGAAACGGAGAGGAUUGGCAGGAUGCUUGAAGAGCAGCGGAUCAGCCAUCUUGACGCUCGAGCUGAGCAGGAGCAGCAGCUCGGGGUCUGGGCUCAGGAGCUGGUGGCCCAGUGCGAGUUUCUACACCUCUUGAUCGAGAAAAAUGGAGGCCAACAAAAUACGGUGGAGCUCCCUCGCAGCUCUACCAUCGAUGAGGCUCUUGCGCAACUGAAAGCUCAACAAGAGUCCUUGAAACAUCUGACUGAGUACCUUCAUCAAGAGUUAGAUUCUCAAAGGCAAGCAAGUGAACAACUGCUCAAAGACAAGGAGCAGGCGUUGAGGAUUCAGAGGGAACAGAUGAGAAUAGAACAAAAUCAAGCCUUGGAUUCUCUGAAGAAACGUCUCAUUCAGGAUCACGUUGAGGAGCUGAGUAGUUUGAAAUGGGCUCAUUCGAGUGACGCCGGACUGGAAGCCUCACUUCGCAAGCAGCUGGAUGCCAAAGACAUGGAGCUGAGGCAAGUCCAAAGGAACAUGACUCAGUGGAAGGAACAGACCACCGCUCGACUGGCCUGCAAGUUUGAGGAAGAGUUGACAGCUGAACUGGAAAGGUGCAGAUCAAAGUUAUUAAGGGGCAGAAAGACGUCCAUGAAUGAAGAGGAAAAGCUGAGGACGGAGGGUCAGAGAAAGCUUAGUGCAAAGGCUGCCUCCCUCCAGACCUCCUCGGACGUGGCCUCAUUAAAACUUGUGCAUUACUUGCAGAGCAGAGUCAAGCAACUCCGUGUCGAGAACCAGACGUGGGUGCCAACAGGACCAAACCUUCCUCCACACAACCAUCAAGAGAGUAGGAAGGCUUGAGUCCCCCAUUCAUGAGGUUCAACCGCAAGAUAAGAAACGUCACAUGCUUACCAGUAUUACUGUCUUUAAAAGUGUUUCUUUUUCAUUUUCAUUCAACGAUGAAUCAUUCAUUCACUGUUGCCUGUACUUAAGAUAGCAGGUCACAGUGACCAAUGACACAAGCAAAGUUUUAGUCAUCUUUUGAACUUUCCUCUGUGUCAAGGUUUUAUGGUUCAACGUGCAAGAGUUUUACAGAUUUAACAUGAAAACUCUCAUAAAACUCUUCUUUGUGGGAUUCCCUUAUAUGCUCAUAAAUGUUACGUAAUGUUAAGAUGGUCCAUGCAAAGGCCAAAUGGUACAAAGGCACAAUAUGUAACUUACAUACAGCUUUCGUAAGAAACAUUUCAUCAAGGAAAUGAACUCGCUUUAUUGUUGUAUAUAUGUUCGUUGCUCCAUGUACAGCACUUUGUAUGCAGCGAUGGCUGUUUGAAAGUGCUCUAUAAAUACAGUUGAGUAGUUUAACACCAGAAUCGGGAUUGGUGUCCGUCAGAGUGCCAAAGGAUGCUCAGUUUUUCAUACAUACUGUUGUAUAGCACAUUUUUGAUAAAGGA